Ipomoea nil (Japanese morning glory) is the source of this 1419-nucleotide messenger RNA. RefSeq lists its product as uncharacterized. The transcript has 3 exons. The coding region runs from base 1 to 1419 and encodes 472 amino acids. Lineage: Eukaryota; Viridiplantae; Streptophyta; Magnoliopsida; Solanales; Convolvulaceae. Gene Ontology annotation, molecular function: nucleic acid binding; zinc ion binding. The record is from RefSeq and is a predicted model, not a curated record.
AUGGACGAUGUGGCCGGAGGGUCGCCGUCAGCCGCCCAGCCGGUGGCAGAAGGUGAAGCACAAAGGGCCCCCCACACAAACAAGAGAGUGAAGAUCCUCAAACGUUCCUUUGCGGAAACCGCAACAACCCACCCCAUGCUAGACGAUGACCAGAUGGCUGAAGUAACGGACGAUGACUGGCUGGGUGAUGGCUUCGUGGUGGAACCUGACAAAGCAACGGAGGAUACGAGAGAUGGCAUCCCAGUUGCGAAGUUUUCCAAGGCCUUCCGGGAAGAUCUUGUGAAACCUUGGCGUAAGGCGCUUAUUAUCAAGUUUUUAGGGAAGCCACCGGCCUUCCCUCUCUUGAAACAAAGACUGAUCAAACUGUGGAACAUCAAUGAAAAGGUGGAGAUGAUAGACAUCGGCUAUAGUUACUACAUCAUCCACUUUAACGUGGCCUCUGAGUACAGACACGUCCUCCUUGAUGGGCCAUGGAAGUUGUUUGGUUGUUAUGUCAUCCCGCAAAGAUGGAGACUAAACUUCGAUCCCCAGACUGCUAAAAUGGAGAAGAUGACUGUGUGGGUUCGUCUACCGGGCCUAGGAGCGGAAUACUACCGCGACGACGCAGUUAAAAAUAUCCUCAACCACGUGGGAAAUCCGAUCAAACUUGACAGAUGCACAUCGGGUAUUGAUCGUGGCAUGUUCGCACGAGCGGCUGUUGAGAUAGAUUUAUCGAAACCUCUUGUCUCGAUGAUAUGGGUUCUCGAUCGGAUCCAAAAGGUGGAGUUUGAAGGCCUGCAUACCAUAUGCUUCACAUGUGGAGAAGUAGGCCAUGUCUCCAACCACUGCAAUCUGAACAAGCCGCCGGAACAGAACAUUCCGGACACCAAUCCUACGUCGGAGAUGAACGUCAACGACACUGGGAAGAAAUCCAAGAUUGAUAGUCGCAAUCCUCCAAAACAGACUACUGCAAAAACCAGGCCUAAAGAGUCAACUAAUAAAGGCAAAAGGGUGGUGGUUGACGUCGAACCGGAAACCAGUAAGACGGCAGCUGCGCGAGGGAAAUCCAAAAAGACAUCCCCUCCGGUGAACAAGGAGAUUGACGAUUUGCAUGAAACUCCCAUCUUCCUGGAAGGGGAUCCUAGUGGGAAGCAAAAAACCACGAAGAAACCUCCGAGAAGCAGAAGAGGCAAGCCACAAAAAAACAUGGAAAACUCUAAGCAGACUAAUGCCGUGAAGGAUAACCAACCAGUUCCUCAGCCUACCCAGAGAUCUGCUGGUGGUUUUGUCUUUGGAAUGACGCAACAUAACAACUCCAAGGAUAUCAGCUUGGAAAAAACUACAGACGGGAGACAAAGCACAGUGCCCAAUACUCCCAUUUUGACGACGCUUAAGGAAGGUGGUGUCCUAACUUCCUUGUCCCCUCAACCCCCUAUAUGA